This is a messenger RNA of Polypterus senegalus (gray bichir), 1816 nucleotides long. RefSeq names its product solute carrier family 66 member 1 (gene slc66a1). The record is from RefSeq and is a predicted model, not a curated record. The transcript is spliced from 8 exons. NCBI's taxonomy places the organism in Eukaryota, Metazoa, Chordata, Cladistia, Polypteriformes, Polypteridae. Bases 650 to 1585 code for a protein of 311 amino acids.
UAGUACAUGACUGAAAUAAGUCAUUUCAGAUGUACAGUAUUGUUCCACUUGCCGCAAGUCUUCCAUCGAAUUGUCUCGACUCUGAAGGUCGUUCUCCUGAAAUCCCCCAAAUAUACGAGUCUAAAAGAUUGAUUUCCCGUCUGUCCAACAGCACCUGAAUGCAGCCGCAUACAAGGAAUGUUGUAAUUUAUCAAAACUUUUUGUUUUGACUUCAGAAGCCUGCGACGGAACCGGAAAUGGCGUGAAAAGUGAUGUUAUUGUUUAGUAGUUGUUAGGCACAGUAGUCUUUCUCCUGUGUUUCAUUUUUUUGUUUUUUUCUUUUUUCAAGACGGGAAAUAAACAGAAAACCCUAACUAUGAUAGUCGUUACUGCUUUUUACGUUUUAUUCUGAACAAAUCUCCUGCAAUGAAUCAAGCGAAAUGCCACUUUCUUGCUACAUCUGCAUUUCUGUGGCUGAAAUGCGGAAGCAAGUCACCUGAUUUACCACGAAAAGCAAAACAGUUUAAUGAUUAGAUAGAGCGAACCUGAAAAACGCCAGACAGAGGUUUCUCGAAUUGUUUGAGACAACGGCUUUCGUGGCGAUCGUUAGAGAUUGACUGAAGAGUAGUCUGACAAGCUUGUGUGGCACUUCUUCAUCCUGAUCAACAUAAUGCCCUUGAGUAUAGUGUCCUGGAGUAUCGGGUUAUUCUCCAAUAAAUCUAACGACAACUUCACCUCAUUGUGUCCAAAUGGUUCUGUGUGGAUAUGGGAAGGUUUGAAGGAGUGCGCAGUGGAUGGCAGAGAUAUGGCCAGCGUUUACCUGGGACUGCUGUCCAUAGUCUGUUUCAUGUUUUCAUCAAUUCCGCAAUACUACAGGUCCUGGAAAAGUAAAAAUAUGGAUGAGGCUCUGUCAAUCUGGUUCUUACUAGGUUGGCUGGGAGGAGAUUCCUGUAAUCUGAUUGGUUCAUUCCUUGCAGAUCAGCUUCCCCUUCAGGUAUAUACUGCAGUGUACUAUGUUGUAGCAGACCUUUUAAUGCUGGCACUUUAUCUUUACUUCUCUAAAAUGCGGAAUAAAGCAACACAGAGUGGCAAUUCAGUAAAUUCAGUUGCUGUGAUUUUGCUUAUUGGGGGAUCAGCCUCAUUCUUCCUUUUCCAAGGAAAUGACUUUUAUCCUGAUGUGCCCUCAACGUUUAGAGGGCGUACUUUACUAACUGUUUCUGCAGACCACAGUAAGGAAUUCACUAAAAAACAGAUCAUUGGCUUCACGAUUGGCUCAUUUUCCUCCUUGCUGUAUCUUUGUUCCCGUAUACCUCAAAUCUACACUAAUUUUAAGAGAAAGUCAACUAAAGGUUUGUCCUACUUCUUAAUUGCACUGGUAAUCCUGGGGAAUGCAACCUACGGAGUAAGUGUUCUCUUGAAAAACCCAGACCGUGGGCAGACAGAAGGAGACUACGUUGUCCACCAUAUUCCAUGGCUGAUUGGCAGUCUUGGGACCCUCAGCCUAGACUUGAUAAUAUCUGCACAAUUCUUGAUGUACCGCAACCAAACUACAGACGAUGAGCAGACAUCUAGCCUUCUCGACAAAGACCACAGUUCUCGUACUUGAACAGUGAAGUAGCAAUGUUUAGUUUUCACUUAUCUGAUUUAGGUGCUGUAAUGGCUUAAAAUGCCAUCAUAUGUAAGUUGUUUUUUUUAAGGGACUGACUCUUAAACUUUUUUAAGCUGAUGGAACAAACAAGGGACACUUGUUGAAAUGUCAUUGCAGAAAUCAGAAAAUUUUAUGCUUGAAAUUGGGCAAAAAAAAAUCACUUUAGUAGGAAUGUACCAAUUUUAAAAA